Blepharisma stoltei is the source of this 345-nucleotide messenger RNA. The record is from the annotation of a GenBank genome assembly. Lineage: Eukaryota; Ciliophora; Heterotrichea; Heterotrichida; Blepharismidae.
AUGGAAGGCUAUUUCGCUGUUGGCACUCAAGCCAAAACCUCCAAAAAGACCGUCUUUGCUGUCCUCGGUCUUCUAGCUGUUGUCGAAGUUAUUGCUACAAUUGCAGUAUCAAGCUCCUCAGUUUCUCCAGCUCUUGCUCAGUUUGCCUUUGAGGAGCAAGAAUUCAGAGAUUACAUGGACAAAUACCAGAAAUCCUACGAGUCAGAUGAAGAAUACGGAAUGAGAUUCAAAAUAUUCCGUGACAACUUAGCUUAUAUCCGCAUUUUCAACAGCCUUGGAAAUUCUUGGACUCUGGGUGUAAAUCAAUUCGCUGACAUGAGCUUCUCAGAAUUCAAGGCUAAGUAA